Aspergillus nidulans FGSC A4 is the source of this 1298-nucleotide messenger RNA. Its product is annotated as tryptophan--tRNA ligase WRS1. Gene Ontology annotation, molecular function: ATP binding; nucleotide binding; sequence-specific mRNA binding. Gene Ontology annotation, biological process: tRNA aminoacylation for protein translation; tryptophanyl-tRNA aminoacylation. Bases 24 to 1298 code for a protein of 424 amino acids. NCBI's taxonomy places the organism in Eukaryota, Fungi, Ascomycota, Eurotiomycetes, Eurotiales, Aspergillaceae. The record is from RefSeq and is a predicted model, not a curated record. The transcript has 3 exons. Gene Ontology annotation, cellular component: cytoplasm.
CAAUUGGGUUGAAUAUCCUCACGAUGGCCGAGACUCCCGCGACCGCCAACAAAGUAGUUUCUGAGCUGGAUAUCAACCCCUGGUCUGUCGCAGGUGGCACUGAUGCGAGCGGCAACGCCAUCCAAAUCGACUACGAGGCUCUUUCAAAAAAAUGGAACACAUCCCUUAUUGACCAGGCCCUUCUCGACCGCUUCGAAAAGGUCACCGGACACAAACCGCACCGCUGGCUCCGGCGCGGACUGUUCUUCAGCCAUCGCGACUUCGAGAAAAUCCUCACAAAGAAGGAGAAAGGCGAGCCGUUCUUCCUCUACACCGGUCGUGGCCCCAGUUCAGGGAGCUUGCACCUGGGACACACAAUCCCUCUUACCUUCACCAAAUGGCUGCAGGAUGUAUUUGACGUGCCCCUUGUGUUCAUGCUUACGGAUGACGAGAAGGCCCUGUUCAAGGAUAGCCUUACGUUCGAAGAGACGUUGCACUACGCUAUGGAGAACGCCAAGGACAUAAUUGCACUCGGAUUCGACCUGAAGAAGACCUUCAUUUACAGUGAUUUGAAGUAUGUCAGUAACCACAUCCUGAUGAACACCUGGGAGUUCUCGAAACUGGUCACCUUCAACCAGGUCCGUGGGGCCUUCGGAUUCAAUGAGAGCACGAACAUCGGUCGCAUUUUCUUCCCGUCUGUGCAGUGUGUUGCUGCGUUCGCUACGUCAUAUCCUGAGAUCUGGACGGACGAGCCUCUGAAGGAGCGCAAGAAGGAGAUUGCUGAGAUCCAGUGCUUGAUCCCGAUGGGUAUCGACCAGGAUCCCUACUUCCGUCUCCUUCGUGAUAAUGCGCACAAGAUGCGCUUCCCUUCUCCAAAGCCUGCACUCAUUCACUCAAAGUUCUUGACUGCCCUGCAGGGUGCUGGUGGCAAGAUGUCAUCGUCGGACCCCAACUCUGCUAUCUUUAUGACAGACACAGCUAAGCAGAUCAAGACCAAAAUCAACAAGUACGCCUUCAGCGGCGGCCAAGUCAGCAUUGAAGACCACCGCCGCCUAGGCGGAAACCCCGACGUUGACGUUUCCUACAUCUACCUGACGUACUUCGAGGAUGACGACGCCAAGCUCGAGGAGAUCUACAAGAGCUACAAGAGCGGUGAGCUCCUGACCGGUGAGCUCAAGGCGCUGGCGAUCAAGAAGCUACAGGAAUACGUCGCUGAGUUCCAGGAUCGGAGGAAGGAGGUUACGGAUGAGUUGCUCGAGAAGUACAUGACUCCCCGGCGGCUGGAGUGGAGCGGAACCGCGCACCCAAAAAUCAAAUAG